Messenger RNA from Sesamum indicum (sesame), 1727 nucleotides. Its product is annotated as heat-inducible transcription repressor. The record is from RefSeq and is a predicted model, not a curated record. Lineage: Eukaryota; Viridiplantae; Streptophyta; Magnoliopsida; Lamiales; Pedaliaceae.
UUGUGAUCAAAUCACUCAGAGUGAUGGUCCGGUCCGGUGACGUCCCCAAAUCUGUAUCUGCUUCUCCUUUUUAAUUUGCUGACACAGAGUAUUAGUUCCCUUUUAAAAAAAGAAAUACAACACCCAGAAAAAGGCAAAGCAAAGGAAAAAAGGAUCAUUUUCAUGGCUUACAGGAGGAGGCAUCAUGUGUUGGGAAGAUCAGCCACUUUCAAGGAAGAAAUUUACCAGCCUCCCGAAGAUGCAGACACCUCCGCUUCCUCAUCUCUCGCUGCUCAGGCCAUAAGGGCCUCUGCCGCCCAUCGUGAUUCCUCGCUUUCCUCCGCCUAUGCUUACCCCGCUUUCCGAGAAUACUCCAUGGAUGAUGGAAGCUCAAAUGAAGAAGGCAGCUUUUGGGGAGUUCUUGCUAGAAAAGCUAAAGCGAUUCUCGAGGAGGAUUAUCAGCCCCAGCAGUCUGAAUAUAUCACCCAACCAACGCCAGAUAUGUUCAGUUCCUCAAGGAUUGAACAGGCUGAAUUCUCUAAAGCAAUGGACAAUCCUACCCUGCGUAAGGGCCUAGAUGCGCUCACAUCCUCCAUGAACCGCAUUGGUGAUACCAUUGGAAAUGCUUUGGAGGAAGGACGCACAAUUGUUGAGAAUAAGACUGCAGAUUUUAUACAAGAAACACGUAGGCUACAGAUAAGGAGAAAAGGAAUGUAUCCUGAGGAAUCUGGUGUAAAUGGUCCAUGGACGCAAUCACAGUAUCAAACCAGCCGCGAGGAUCAGCUCAAGGCAUCUCGCGACGUGGCAAUGGCGACAGCUGCCAAAGCAAAACUACUACUUCGAGAGCUUAAAACAGUUAAAGCAGACCUUGCCUUUGCAAAACAGCGGUGCUCUCAGCUAGAAGACGAGAACAAAAUCCUUAGAGAGGCUCGUGAAAAGGGAGUGAAUCCUGCAGAUGAUGACAUGAUACGGCUUCAACUGGAGACACUUUUGGCGGAGAAGGCUCGGUUGGCUCAUGAAAAUUCAGUAUAUGCGAGGGAGAAUCGGUUCUUGAGAGAGAUUGUGGAAUAUCACCAACUGACAAUGCAAGACGUAGUGUACUUGGAUGAGGGGAUUGAAGAGGUUACAGAAGUGUAUCCUGUACCUGCAGUAUCCAGGACGUUGUCCGUCUCACCGCCCUCCCCGAUGUCUCCACCAUCACCAUCGCCAUCCUCAGCACCCAAUAUUCGUUUGUCAAGAAGCUCUUCAGUCGCCAAGGAAAUGCUACUCCCUCCCCGAGACGCAGAAGACAUUCCCAAGACUGAUUCCACCACGAAUCCAGAAUCAUGCAGACGCUGAUGCCCCAUCUUUUUCAUUCAUGGUUUUAUUUAUUAUUUAUUUUUAUCAUCAUUAGUUAACUUUUUUUUUUUUGGUUUUUUUGGGUUCUCUGAGGGGUGGUUCGGCUUGCUUUUUGCCUAGUUAAGAAUCAUGAUUCUUAUCAUUUGAUGAAAAGAUUGGUGCAUCCAGGGUCAUCUGUUUCCAUUUCAUUUGGAAGAAGUAGCAGACAGUUGAGACUGGUGUUUUUGUGCGUAAACUUAUUCAGCUUUGCUCUAUACUUGUAAACGAGCAUUGAUGUUUGCUUGCUUUUGUCACCAAUAGAAGCAGCCUUUUCUUUGUCGAAAUGUCGGGUUGCAGGCCAAGAGGGUGUUAGAACCAGUCUUCUUUCAAAUAUCUUUUCUACGUUGAAUUCUAUUCUAAAAUAAGAAUAA